AUGGACUACUCCUUCGAAGGCAUUCUACGCCGCGUAGAUGGCUCAUACUACUACGACGAGACCAAGUUCCCCCAGGUGAAAAUUCCCGUAGCCCCGGAAUCCGAAGUCACCUACCGCCGGAAGCGCUCGCAGAUCGACGAAUGGUGGGGCGUGACGAAUAACAUGCCCAAGCUACCUAAUGCGAUCUGCACCGCGCCGUGGCACUACGUCAACGGCGGAUACACGGUCUACGAGCCCGUCGAGUGGGUGCCCACCGUGCACCUGAUCAACGCGAUCCCCAAGAGCGAGCUGAAGCCGACCUUCAAGCGCACGACGACCAAGCUCCAGAGCGAGCGGCUGUACGGCAAGAUCUCUGCUGUCAUGUCGGCCUCCGCGAGCGCCAGUUACGCGAGCAUGAAGGUUGACGCUAGUAUCAGGGUAGAAGGUGAGGUGGAGGCCGAGCUGAACACCAAGACCGUCGAGGAAAAAACGGAGGAGGAGACGAUUGGGGAUAAGCCGAUCGUGGAAGUCGUGUUCGGAAUGAACAUCCGCGUGAAGCCCGCUUACUCGUGGCGGUUUGUCCGCGACGUCUGGCACCGCGGGCACAUUGUCUGGAACACCUGGAAUGAGCUGGUCCAUUCGGCGCAUGGGCUGGUCGCUCAGGUACUGCCGGUUCUCUCGAGAGAUCGCAUCACGGGACUCCAUGUAGCCCUAAGGGCGCCUGAGUGGCAAGAUUUCUACGCGUACGUGUCGGGUCACCAGGGGCCCGAGGUCGCUGGCGAGGAGAAGAGGGUGUGGCUAGCGAUGAAGCUAGUGGCUACUCUGCUGGCAGUUGACCAGCAGUUUCUUUUCUAUUGUGGGUUGACGUGA
Aspergillus campestris IBT 28561 is the source of this 849-nucleotide messenger RNA. RefSeq lists its product as uncharacterized. The coding region runs from base 1 to 849 and encodes 282 amino acids. The record is from RefSeq and is a predicted model, not a curated record. Lineage: Eukaryota; Fungi; Ascomycota; Eurotiomycetes; Eurotiales; Aspergillaceae. The transcript has 3 exons.